Molecule: messenger RNA, 206 nt
Organism: Propithecus coquereli (Coquerel's sifaka)
Lineage: Eukaryota; Metazoa; Chordata; Mammalia; Primates; Indriidae
Exons: 2
Coding region: 1-186 (61 amino acids)
Biological process (GO): ribosome biogenesis
Cellular component (GO): nucleolus
Source: RefSeq, a predicted model, not a curated record
AUGGCCAAGAACAGAUUAAGAGGGCAGAAGUCCGGGAAUGUAUUUCACAUAGCUGGCCAAAAAAACUUUAAGGCUAAAAACAAAGCAAAACCAGUUACCACUAAUCUUAAGAAGAUUCCUCAGCCAUGUCAUGAAAGCGAACCAGUUAAUGUUGAUGAAGCUACAAGAUUAAUGGCUCAGUUGUAAUACAGUGGUGAUAUAUCUAA